AUGGGUAAUUCGGGGCUUAAACAGCAUUAUGAUACGGCGUCUAAAACAGGUGUGUUGCAGUUGGCUGAAUAUAAGCUAAAGGAGAUACCCAUUGAAGCCUUACAAUUAAGUGAUACUUUGAGAAGUUUGGAUCUAUCGAAGAACAGAUUGACCAGUUUACCAAAUGAUAUCUGUAAAUUUAAACUUUUAAAACAACUCAAGUUGGAUGCAAAUAAAAUAGAAUCAUUACCAAAUUCUAUGAGUGAUAUGCGUAAACUAGAGAUGUUAAAUGUCUCUAACAAUUUGAUCACGUGCCUACCGGAGACUUUUGCUAAGUUGAACAAUUUGAAACAAGUUUAUUUAAAUCACAAUAGGUUAAAAUUAUUUCCUGAACAAUUAUUAGGACUCCAUAACUUGGAAGUAUUGGAGAUAUCAGACAAUAAGAUAACUGAAGUACCUACUGGAAUGUCUGAGCUCUAUGUAACCGAAUUAAAUUUAAGUCAAAAUGAAAUAUCAGUACUUAGUGAGGAUUUAUAUCGAGCUCCAAGACUAAAAAUAUUGAGAUUAGAAGAAAACUGUCUGAGCUUGGAUGCAAUCAGUCCCAGUUUACUUCGUGACUCCAAAAUUCACACAAUAAAUUUAGAUGGCAACCUGUUUGAACCCAAGCAAUUGGCAUCAGUUGAAGGGUAUAAUGAAUAUACGGAAAGAUACACAGCAAUGAAAAAGAAAAUGUUUUGA
This is a messenger RNA of Arctia plantaginis, 717 nucleotides long. The record is from the annotation of a GenBank genome assembly. NCBI's taxonomy places the organism in Eukaryota, Metazoa, Arthropoda, Insecta, Lepidoptera, Erebidae.